This is a messenger RNA of Penicillium expansum, 3063 nucleotides long. It is a transcript of the gene nut1, whose product is annotated as putative RNA polymerase II mediator complex subunit Nut1. Gene Ontology annotation, cellular component: mediator complex. The record is from RefSeq and is a predicted model, not a curated record. NCBI's taxonomy places the organism in Eukaryota, Fungi, Ascomycota, Eurotiomycetes, Eurotiales, Aspergillaceae. Gene Ontology annotation, biological process: regulation of transcription by RNA polymerase II. The transcript has 5 exons. Bases 1 to 3063 code for a protein of 1020 amino acids. Gene Ontology annotation, molecular function: transcription coregulator activity.
AUGUUUGCUCGCUCACCAGUGAAGGAAAACGAGCUUCUCGAUCUGCUCCUUGAAUCUCGCGCUUCCUCCAGCGUUACCUGGGACCCUCUUCUGCCGCUGUACGUCGAUGGACUGUGCAAGGUUGGGAGGGUCAAGUCUUCAUCUGCGCUGGCGAGUCUUUUAAAGCACUCUUCUAUCCUUGAUGUGUCGGGAUCUGGUGAGAGUGAGGGUGAGGGACCGGGCUCACCAUCCAAGUCCAAGAAGCAAAAGCCAUCCACUCUUAUGACCGAUAUCAAAGUUAUCCAGGAUGUCAUGGUGUUCAUUUCCACCGGGUCAAUCCCCAAGACUGUCAUCGAGGCUGCAGAUAUUUACUCUGCCACCGUAGACUGGAUUUUGGCUGUCGUGUCGUGGCACACUCGCUGCAUGGACCCCUCGCAGCAAACAGGUGGCUUGAUGGGGUCGCCUGAUGCAGUGUCAUUGUUCGAGUCGCUUGGAAUUCUGCUUGCAGCUUUGUCUGGGACUAGCAAAGGACUGGAAGUGCUGUCCAGUGACUACAAUCAAGAAUUGAAAGCGAAAUUGGGAGAGGCUUUGUCGAGCUACCUGCCUCUCUGUAUCGAUGUCUCUUUGCCGCUUCGGCAUCGUCUCGAAGAGUUACAGAAAGUGUUCAAUCUUUACCCCGGUCAGCCUUCUAAGGCUUUGCAUGGGGCUGCUAUCGACGGCGUGAAUGUCAAUGCCCUCCAGUUUGAGUCUUCUGUCAUGGAUGGCCCAGUUGUUAACACUAGAGCUGGACUCUAUGUAUACAUCAAUUCGAUGGUCGUGGGUCGUCCUUUGGUCGAUGAUACCAUUUUGAUCAACUACCUCACCAAUCGUUAUCAGGGACACAACGACGUCCUCAUCGAGGAAAUCAUCACAGCCGCCUUCGACGUUCUUUCCAACGGCGUAUAUCGCAAUGAAUCUGGGCGCACGAUGCUCUUGUUUAGAUCUUUCCUAGUUAACAAACUUCCCGCCUUCUUCGCAGCCAUCUCGGCAGCAUCCAUGGUGCCGAUCUCCAUGGAAAUGUGUAUCAGCCACGCCUUAAGUCGUCUAGAUCCGAACGCAUUCCCCUCCUUCUCUCAGAUGUUCUCCAUGCAGGGCAGCAGUGUUUUAUCAGAUGCUCGCCAGGAGUUCCUCUUUGCUUGCGCAUCGCACAAGCUCAUACAAGAGUCCAGCAUUGAACAGCUUCUCGGAGAAAACCCCAUGCAGACACUGUCUGGUGGGGGCCCUUAUCUCAAGGACGACCUCGUUUCACAGAUCAAUAACAAUCAUGAACGUGCUGAGCAACUUAUUGGUGAGAUCGAGUCGAUGGAGGGUAAUGCAGGCGCGAUAGUCGGCGCCGUGGUCGAUGUCAUGCAUAAUCUGUGCCAUCAAAAAGAGACAAUGACGCUCAAGAACAUCUGCAACUCGCUUUCACGCCGCCCGCAAACCUUGGACGUUAUGUUGCUGUUCCGAACUACAAAGCAAGUAUUGCAACCUCUUUGUACUCUCCUGGAUUCGUGGAAGUGGGACGAGGAUCAGGGCGAAAACCAGCCUGUUUAUGAUGAAUUUGGCAGUAUCUUGUUGCUAGUUCUCGCGUUCAAAUACCGAUAUGACUUGAGUCCUUCUGAUAUGGGUAUUUCGAACAACGACUCAUUUUUGUUGAAACUUGUGGACCGGGGCGCUUGCAGCCAGAAGCUGAGCGACUUGAGCGAGAAGCAAAACAAAGAUCUCGGCGCUUGGAUAGGAGCUCUGUUCAUUGCUGAGGGCAUCAGUGAAGAGACCAUGUCCUCUUGCAGCCCACACGAAUUCUACAUGCUUGUCACAACAUUGUUCGAUCAGAGUCUUGGUGCAUGUGAGUCUGGAAAGCUGGACUUCGACACAUUGAAAGGUGGAUUUGAAUGUAAGAACACUGUCACCCGGUCGCUUCCCACUGGAUACCCAGCUAACCGCGAUACAGAUCUGCUUGAGCCCUUCCUCCUCCCGUCCCUAGUCGUCGCAUUGACAUGGCUAGGCAACCACAUCUGGGAAUCAGAGACCGACCCCACAAUCCCCAUCAAAACCCUCCACUCCCUAGUCAAACCCAGCUCAAUCUCCGGCGAGGCCCAAGCCAUCCACCAAACAGUCCUGAACAUAACCGGCUGCCCACUAGAAGAGCAACUAAAAAACGUCCGAACAAGAAACCAGUCGCGAACAGACAUCAAACCAAUCCUCGACGCCCUGGAGCCAUACAUCUCCUUCCGCCGCGUGGGCAGCUGCCGUCGCUCCGAACUCGACACCUGGACUUCCCACUCCGCAGGCGGGCUAAUAGCCAGCAUCCGCACAACCCUCCAAGCCCUGGUCCUCUGGAGCGCCAAUCCAGGAAUCAGCAUGGCCCCACACGCAUACACACACCGGCAGGUGCUAGCGGGGAUCCGCAUGCUGGGCGCAACACGCGUUCUAGGCGCAAUAAUCGACGAAGUCAAGCAGCAGACCGAAGCAGGUAGCGGACAUGUCGCACUGGACAUUGCGACUACGAUGGUAUGUGCGCCGAUGACGGAAUCCUUCGCUGUCGACCAAAACAACUACCACCCAGUGGACACAAGCAAGGAGGCUUUGCCGCGGUGCGCAAUCCUGACUCUACGCGACGCCUUGUCGCUGCAGCACGAGAACGUGCCUAAGAUCUCUGAAAGUGACCCGCUGCGCGCAGAGGUCGUAGUGCGGCUUGCGCGUCGGGUUAAUAUGCUCAUGGCGCCGCCGUCGCAGGUCUCGAAUAUCGAUGUCUCGAAUAUUAUCCAGAAUAUGCAUCUUGGGGUUGAGGGGCAGGAGGAUCGCAUGGAUCUUGAGCCCUCUGCUGCUGAUGUUGCGCGUAAUACGGUCAGUGAGGAUGAUCCGGAUAAUAUCAAUCAGAUGUUGGAUAAGGCGGCGGCGGAUGCGGCGGCCGCUGGGAUGGAUGGUGAUAUCGGUGUAGGUCAGGAUAUGGGGCUUGAUUCAGGGGCUGGUAUGGAUGCUAUUGAUGAUGUGCUUAAUGCGGCGGAUAUGGCGGUUGGAAAUCCCGAGUUCCUUGAUUUGGAUAUGGAAGGUAUGUUUUAG